AUGCUGUCUGUCGUGUUCCUCUUCGCGCUGUUUGCCCAAACGCUUGCCGCUCCGACAAACAUUACCCUCAACCGACGUUUGACCACGAUCAACAAUGGAAAUGCUUUCGUACAAGGGACUAUUGGCUCAAUGACCUGGCAAGCUUCCGGUGUUCUUGAGCAGGGUUGCACCCUCUCCACGAUCUCCUCUUGUUACCAUAUGUACCUCACCUCCGACCCCACUUCGGAGUUGGACACCAACCAUCUUCACUCUCCGCGUCAGCGUGAUGAGUUCCAUUUCCCUCAGACCUCUGCUGGCCAGUCGUUUUCAUACACCUGGAAGCAAUAUUUCUAUUCGUCUACGGGAACAGGCUCCACCUGGUUCCAUCUCAUGCAGGCUUUUGGCAUUUCGGAGAAUGCACCGCUGGACUAUGUGCGAGGGACUGGCGGCUCCAGCUGUGGAAGCGCCACAUGCCCUGCUACCAGCUUGGACAAUUACCAUGGGCUGACGACGACUCAUAAAAUCUCAGGGCAGUUUGGUCCGACAGGAAGUUUGAACUACAAAAUCACUAACAGCGACGGCGACACGAUACUUGGGUACUCUGUCUCGGGGAAUAUGGGUGCUGGCGGUGGCUAUAUCAAGUUCGGUCUGUAUCGACUCACUUGGGACGGAAUGACCACUGCAAAUGCGGUUGUGGGUGAUUGGUCCACUUCUUGA
Mycena indigotica is the source of this 696-nucleotide messenger RNA. Its product is annotated as DOMON domain-containing protein. Lineage: Eukaryota; Fungi; Basidiomycota; Agaricomycetes; Agaricales; Mycenaceae. The coding region runs from base 1 to 696 and encodes 231 amino acids. The record is from RefSeq and is a predicted model, not a curated record. The transcript is spliced from 6 exons.